AUGCCCACACCCUAUGGAAUUGAGUGCUAUAACGGCCAUUUUACUGUCUAUCUUCUACGGUCAUACCGCUCUCAAAAAACCGGCACAAGCCCACAGUUCGUUCAUCCGAAGUGAUAACGUGCAUCAUGUACUCCCUUAGAAGAACCACGAUCAGAGUUUUGUCACCCGGCGGUCGGUGUACAAUCUCAACAGCACCCAGAGUCAUAUUCUCCGGCAUUCAACCGACAGGAACGCCUCACCUAGGGAAUUUCGCUGGCGCUAUUCGGCAAUGGUUGAAUCUCCAGCACGAUCCCGAUGAAAAAUGCAGGCGUUUCUUCAGUGUGGUGGACCUUCACGCUAUCACAAGCCCCCAGCAUGGACAACAACUAAGACAACGCAAGCGGGAGACCCUGGCCGCCCUUCUCGCUACGGGCCUUGACCCGUCCAAAUCGGCGCUCUUUUAUCAAUCGUCUGUCCCUGCACAUACAGAGCUUAUGUGGAUCUUGAGCUGCAUCGCCUCAACAGGUUACCUCUCUCGGAUGACGCAAUGGAAGAGCAAGCUAGGUCUCUCUCCCGACACAACACUGCAGGACGGUGGCGUAAAGGCCUCCCUAAAGCUUGGCCUAUUCUCAUACCCAGUUUUGCAGGCAGCUGACAUACUCGUCCAUCGGGCGACCCAUGUGCCUGUUGGCGAUGAUCAGCGGCAGCACCUAGAGUUUGCCCGAGAGUGUGUCACCAACUUCAACCACGCAUAUGGACCCCAUUUGCGGUCCCCACAAACCAUCACCUCAUCCUCACGUCGUAUCAUGUCUCUGCAGCAACCAACCAAAAAGAUGUCCAAGUCUGACGUAGACUCUAAGUCCCAUAUACUUAUCACCGACACUCCGGAGGAGAUAAGAAGAAAAGUGAUGGCUGCAUUGACGGAUUCCGUGAACUCUGUCUCCUACGAUCCCGAGGCACGCCCAGGUGUCUCGAAUCUUCUUGACAUUCUUUCCAUUUUCGACAGCUCUGGAAGGGAUCCUGCGCAACUGGCUGAGGAUCUUUUGAAUCGCUCCCUAAUGGAUCUCAAGCAACUCGUCGCUGACGCCGUGAUCACCGGAUUACAGGGUAUUCGUGAGCGGUUCAUUGACUUCUUGUCCGCGGACGAAGGUAGGUAUAUUGAUUGGGUUGAAGCAGAGGGAGCGAGAAAGGCUCGGGAGAACGCUGAAGAAACCAUGGCUAUUGUUAGACAAGCCAUUGGCCUUUGAUGGCCGAAAGAAGAAGCAUGUGUAGAUAUGCUGGCCUGGGUGGAGUACGCUUCAGUACCAGGUUAUUGAAGUUUGACUUCUGUAUUUUUUGUGUUAUAUAGUAAAGGAGUAUUAGGGGCUCGCCGACAGUGGGGGGUUAUAUAAGAGAGUCGGGGGGUUUUUUUGUUUAAUUCAUUACGCGCAUGCAGCCCUGAAGCUAUGGCGCGGCGCCUAUCGCCCUAAGGGCUAGAGGCUGUUAGAAGCUAAGUACGAUAAAAUAGAGC
Sodiomyces alkalinus F11 is the source of this 1489-nucleotide messenger RNA. Its product is annotated as tryptophanyl-tRNA synthetase. NCBI's taxonomy places the organism in Eukaryota, Fungi, Ascomycota, Sordariomycetes, Glomerellales, Plectosphaerellaceae. The transcript has 4 exons. The record is from RefSeq and is a predicted model, not a curated record. Gene Ontology annotation, biological process: mitochondrial tryptophanyl-tRNA aminoacylation. Gene Ontology annotation, cellular component: mitochondrial matrix; mitochondrion. Bases 126 to 1226 code for a protein of 366 amino acids. Gene Ontology annotation, molecular function: tryptophan-tRNA ligase activity; ATP binding.